This is a messenger RNA of Sinocyclocheilus grahami, 1662 nucleotides long. Its product is annotated as lysine--tRNA ligase-like. The record is from RefSeq and is a predicted model, not a curated record. Gene Ontology annotation, cellular component: cytoplasm; cytosol; aminoacyl-tRNA synthetase multienzyme complex. NCBI's taxonomy places the organism in Eukaryota, Metazoa, Chordata, Actinopteri, Cypriniformes, Cyprinidae. Gene Ontology annotation, biological process: positive regulation of macrophage activation; diadenosine tetraphosphate biosynthetic process; lysyl-tRNA aminoacylation. The coding region runs from base 13 to 1662 and encodes 549 amino acids. The transcript is spliced from 13 exons. Gene Ontology annotation, molecular function: tRNA binding; lysine-tRNA ligase activity; ATP:ADP adenylyltransferase activity.
CUGAAAAGGCGCAUGAAAGCUGAAAAGAAAGCAGCUGAGAAGGAAACCAAGGUCAAAGAACAGCAGGAACAGAAGGAGAACAGUGACAAGUCACAGCAAAAUGCGUAUGGGGACGAUGAGGAAACCUUGGACCCAAAUCAAUACUUCAAGAUACGUUCACAAGCCAUUCAAGCCUUGAAGGGAACAGCUGAAGACCCAUACCCUCACAAAUACAACGUGGACUUGUCGCUUACCGAGUUCAUUGAGCGAUACAACAACCUUCAGCCAGGGGACCACUUGACAGAUGUUGUCCUCAGUUUGUCAGGUCGUAUCCACGCCAAGAGGGCUUCAGGUGCCAAGCUGCUGUUCUAUGACCUGCGAGGAGAGGGCGUCAAGCUGCAGGUCAUGGCCAACUCCAGGAGCUACAAAUCAGAAGAAGAUUUUGUGCACAUCAACAACAAAUUAAGGCGUGGGGACAUCAUUGGGGUCCGGGGGAACCCUGGCAAGACAAAGAAAGGCGAGUUGAGCAUCAUCCCGAUCGAGAUGACCCUGUUGUCCCCAUGCCUUCAUAUGCUUCCCCACCUUCACUUUGGCCUGAAAGACAAGGAAACCAGGUUCCGACAGCGGUAUCUGGACCUGAUUCUUAAUGACUUUGUGAGACAGAAGUUUGUGACCCGCGCCAAGAUCAUCACCUAUCUCCGCAGCUUUCUGGACCAGCUUGGGUUUCUUGAGAUCGAAACACCAAUGAUGAACCUGAUACCCGGUGGUGCUGUAGCAAAACCAUUUAUUACCCACCACAAUGAGCUCAAUAUGAAGCUCUACAUGAGAAUUGCUCCUGAGCUUUACCAUAAGAUGUUGGUAGUUGGGGGAAUCGACCGUGUGUAUGAGAUCGGGCGUCAGUUCCGUAAUGAAGGCAUCGAUCUCACCCACAACCCAGAGUUCACCACAUGCGAGUUCUACAUGGCUUACGCAGACUAUCAUGACCUGAUGGAAAUCACAGAGAAGCUUCUCUCAGGAAUGGUGAAGCACAUUACCGGAGGUUAUAAGGUGAUGUAUCAUCCUGAUGGUCCAGAGGGACAAGCCUAUGAAAUAGACUUCACUCCUCCCUUCAAACGGAUCAGCAUGACUCAAGACCUGGAGAAGGAAUUGGGGGUGAAGUUUCCAGCUCCUGACACCUACGACAGUGAUGAAACGCGCAAGUUCUUAGAUGACCUUUGUGUUCAGAAAGAAGUUGAAUGCCCUCCUCCCAGGACGACUGCUCGUCUUCUGGAUAAGCUUGUGGGAGACUUCUUGGAGGUGAAGUGCAUCAACCCAACAUUCAUCUGUGAUCAUCCACAGAUCAUGAGUCCUCUAGCAAAAUGGCACAGAUCACAGAAAGGCCUAACUGAGCGCUUUGAACUCUUUGUGAUGAAGAAGGAGAUCUGCAAUGCCUACACAGAGUUGAACGAUCCUAUCAGACAACGAGAACUGUUUGAGCAACAGGCUAAGGCCAAGGCAGAAGGUGACGAAGAGGCGAUGUUUAUUGAUGAGACCUUCUGCACUGCCUUAGAGUACGGACUUCCACCCACGGCAGGAUGGGGCAUGGGCAUCGACCGCCUCACCAUGUUCCUCACAGACUCCAACAACAUCAAGACCUGCGAUCCAAAUCCGGUGCAUAUCCGAUUGGAAUCGGAUCAUAUUUAG